AUGGAGGGCGACCCUCGCUUCCGGCAACAGUUUGCUCGCGAUUUCCGGGUUGUGGAAGAGGACCCUAGCGAUGCCGAUGCAUCAGCGAUCCCGAAUUUGCAGGUCACUGAUACCGAAUUGAACGCUCUGCAGUCCCGAUUUCUUGAUGGGACCCCUAACCCUGAGGGCAUGACUGAUCUGGAGUAUAUGCCGCGUAGCGACCCUAUCGACGAAUUCAACCGUUCCCAGCCGCUGUUAACGCUCGCGUUCCCUACCCUCUACCCUGACGGCAAGGCCGACUUCGUGGAGCCUCGCCUACGGAGCAUCGCGUACCAGGACUACCUUGGCCAUGCGAUGAGAUGGCAUGACGGACGUUUUGCCCGCCAUAAAACGUGGCCUUUCGUCGCCCUCAACACGCUGCUACAGGAAGCGAUGGCUGAGCCUGACGAGCCAGAGGCUCAGGACCUGAUCCAGUCGAUCACGCGCCAAGCCGCGGUAAUCAGGGGCACCCGGCCACCUGGCCUUUUCGUUACUGCAAAGUGGAAAGCAGCUCCUGAGGCGGCGCGCAUGGUCCUGUCCCGGCAACUACUGCGAGACAACGCCCACAUCGCCGCUUACCACUUCCAUAAGCGUUAUACGCUGUUUAGGACUAUUGUCCUGAAGCAGAAGUUCAACCUAACGGACUUUUGGGGCCGUUACGAGUGGCAGGGCAGGGGUUCCAGUCACCACCACGGCCUAUAUUGGCUAAGUGGCCACCCAGACUUAGAUCCUGACAACGAUCAGUCCCGGGAGCAAUUCGCCCGCAUCUGGGGAUAUCACGUAUCUGCUGUCAACCCAGAGCCUCAGCGAAUACAGGCGCCUGGGGAAGGGAAUCCCCUGAUCGGCAAUCUAUUGGAGCAGCCCCUUACGGUUCAGUUCCUAUCAAUGGUGGUCAACCGCGUGCAACGCCACCGCUGCAACAACUACUGUAUGCAGCUCAAUAAGCAUACCAAGCAGGUGGAGUGCCGCUUUGGAUUUCCUCACGGACAGCGCCUGCUAGCCUCCCUUGACAAGGUUCCUCAUUCUAAGCACUGGAACUUCAGGGGCGAGAGGAACGAUGGCCAGAUUAACCACUACAACCGCUUGCUUACCGUUGCGUGGCUAGCCAAUACAGACGUUUCGCCCUGCACGAGCCUCCAGCAGGUAAUCGAUUACGCGGCCAAAUACUGCUCCAAGUCGGAAAAGAAGAGCGAGUCUUUUGCCCAGAUUGGGAAGGCUUUGAUGUCCCGGGUCAAGGACCACAACCCCCUGAUUUCCUUCACGUCAAAGCUCCUCAAUCAGCUGGUUGCUGAGCGGGAUUACUCGAAGCAGGAGGUCAGCCACUUGCUCCUCGGCCUGCCGUUACGGGAAGGCUCACGAACCUGCCUGUACGUUGACUGUCGUAAUCCUGACAGGCAUUCCCGCUCCCUCCGUAUUGACGGCGAUGAGGUUGACGAGGCCCCCAACGUUUUCGAAAAGUACUGUCAACGCCCGGAAGCCCUAGCGGACCUAAACUACGUCUCCUUCCUGAAGUGCUGGAAUUUCCGCCCUAGGGACCCUUCCAAGUGGAAGCAAUGGCAGCCAGGCAACGUUAACGGCAGGCCUCGUGUGCUGGUUUACUUUCCUCGCUAUCAGGCUGAUCCAGAAGGCCAACAGUGGCUUGAUUACUGUCGUGCAAAGCUAACAUUAAAUCACCCACAUCGGCAGGUUGAUGAUCUCCUCACAUUUGACGGCCAGCUUUUGGUUCUCACGCUGAGGCCUUCUCCUAUUGUUGGCAGCACCACAGUCAUGGUGAUGACCAUUAUGGUCGGCCAAAAGAGGCUCGAUUACAGCCUCAAGAUGAUCAAUACGAGGCUCUGCCUGUGGAGGAAGAAUUUGAUGAUGAAGACUGGAUUCGCCUCGCCGCCCUUUUACCUGGGAACCCCCUUACCCAGGAAGAUCUUGACCUUCUUGGCCGCCGUGAUAUCGACGUCAAUUACGACUGGACACGGCAUCCACCCCAUGGCCAACGAUGUGGAGGUCCUGGCCUCACUGGCGUAA
This is a messenger RNA of Hirsutella rhossiliensis, 2037 nucleotides long. Its product is annotated as ATP-dependent DNA helicase. The coding region runs from base 1 to 2037 and encodes 678 amino acids. Lineage: Eukaryota; Fungi; Ascomycota; Sordariomycetes; Hypocreales; Ophiocordycipitaceae. The record is from RefSeq and is a predicted model, not a curated record. The transcript is spliced from 7 exons.